Molecule: messenger RNA, 1852 nt
Organism: Quercus lobata
Lineage: Eukaryota; Viridiplantae; Streptophyta; Magnoliopsida; Fagales; Fagaceae
Product: cytochrome P450 94A1-like
Exons: 1
Coding region: 77-1600 (507 amino acids)
Molecular function (GO): heme binding; iron ion binding; monooxygenase activity
Source: RefSeq, a predicted model, not a curated record
UAUAACUACGAAAACAAAACAAAUAUCUGUGACUAAAAGAGAAGGUCAACCCAGCCAACCCAAAAUCAAAUCUGCCAUGUUGCUUCUUCUCAUCCUAAUUCCUUUACUUUCCCUUCUCUUCUUCUUCUUCUUUCUCAAUUCCAAUUCCAAUUCCAAUUCCAAUUCCAAAGUCCCCAAAUCCUACCCUCUGGUGGGUUCAUUCUUCGCCUUCCUUGCCAACCGAAAGCGCCUACUCCCAUGGCUCUCAGGCAUCAUGCAAGUCUCACCUUCCUCCACCUUUGUUCUCCGACGCAACUACUCCACCCGCCAGGUCUUCUCCGUCAACCCCGCCGUGGUCCAACACAUUCUCAAGACCAACUUCUCUAACUACGGAAAAGGCCACGUUUUCAAUCUAACUCUCACCGACUUUCUUGGCCACGGCAUCUUCAACAUUGACGGCGACUCCUGGAAGUUCCAAAGACAAGUCUCUAGCCACGAAUUCAACACCAAAUCUCUCCGCAAGUUCAUUGAAACCGUUGUCGACACUGAGCUCUCCGAUCGCCUCAUCCCCAUUCUCUCCUCAGCUGCCAAACAGGGAACUGUCCUUGAUUUCCAAGACAUUCUUCAAAGGUUUGCUUUCGAUAAUAUUUGUAAGAUCGCUUUCGGGUUCGACCCAGCAUACUUGUUGCCCUCUCUUCCACAGGCCAAGUUCGCCUUAGCCUUUGAAGACGGUGUCAGGAUUAGCAGCGAGAGGUUCUCUGCGGUACACCCAGUCGUCUGGAAAUUCAAGAAGUUGUUGAAUAUUGGGUCAGAAAAGCGUCUCAAAAACGCUAUCUCGGAAGUGCGAGAGUUCGCACUGAACAUGAUCAAAGAAAAGAAGCAGAGGCUGGGAGAGAAAGAGAGCCUCGAUUCCGUGGACCUGUUGUCAAGGUUCUUGAGCUCCGGCCAUUCGGACGAGAACUUCGUGACAGACAUUGUGAUCAGCUUUAUACUUGCUGGGCGUGACACUACGUCGGCGGCUUUAACAUGGUUUUUUUGGCUUCUAUGGAAGAACCCAGAGAUUGAAUCCGAGAUUCUAAAUGAAAUCAAUGAAAAAUCAGAGGCGCCUGUUUUUGACGAGGUGAAAGACAUGGUGUACACACACGCUUCACUAUGUGAAAGCAUGAGGCUGUACCCGCCAGUUCCGAUGGCCUCAAAGGAGGCAGUGAACGACGACAUAUUGCCCGGCGGGACAGUGGUGAAGAAGGGGAUGAAAGUGACCUACUUUCCAUACGCAAUGGGGAGGUUGGAGAUGCUGUGGGGAUCGGACUGGGCAGAGUUCAAGCCAGAGAGGUGGCUGCAGAAGGAGGAAGAAUCAUGGAAGUUCGUGGGGAGAGACCCGUACACAUACCCGGUGUUCCAGGCAGGUCCUAGAAUUUGUUUGGGGAAGGAAAUGGCAUUCUUGCAGAUGAAGAGGGUGGUAGCUGGGGUUUUAAGGAGGUUUGAGGUGGUGCCAGCGUUUGAAGAAGGUGUAAACCAUGAACCGGAGUUUGUUUCGUAUUUGACUUCAAAGAUGAAAGGUGGGUUUCCGGUGAAGAUUGUGGAGAGGGUUCAUGUUCAUCAUCAUGAGACUGAGUCCUGAGUGUUAUACUGAGUCCAUGCCCCCACAUGUGCACCCUAGUUUGGUUUUCGCCGUACUUUUUCAGCUGCUUUUAAGUUUAUGAAAACAAAAUGUAGAUAUGGCAACCACUGCCCUUUCUAUAUAGUUUUUUUUUGUUUUGUUUUGUUUUGUCGGUAAUAGGGAUAUUAUAUAAACAUGAAUUGGGGCUUGCACAAGAAUUGGUAAUAGGGAUAUUAUAUAAUAUGGAUAUUAUAUAGUUUUCAAUUGCGUUUA